AUGAAAUUCUCAACAGGCGUAGCCUUGGAAGCAAUCCACAUAAUUGUGAUAUUAACCUCUAUCUCUGAAGGACGACGUUUUCAAUGCAAGUCAACCACAAUUGCCGAUGAAGACCUUGAAUCUAUCCGUCUACUCGCAUGUAACAGCUUGCAAGCAACCAUGGGAACGUCAACAAUCGACAUUAGAUCCAAGAACAAGGACGAACUUAGCUACGAUUGGGACCUUUCCGAGCCGUUGGUGUUAGCACAAAUGAAAGAUAAAAGCAUUUCACAUGUGCAGCUCAAUAGCAAUUGUGAAAUCACAUCAAUCAGAGUGUCCAGCAAAGAGAAUGAUGAUGAAAUUUGUACAAAAGAAAAGUCUAUCCUAAAGCGUCAAGAUGGACAUGCGGUUUGCAAUGGUGUUACAUUCUGGCAGGAUAAAGUUGCAAAUACAGCUUCGACAGCCUGUGAAAAUGGGGUAAUCGAUCAGAGACAAGCGCUUGGGUUGAAAACUCACGUGCCGGCCACCUUCAAUUCUAGAGAUCACUACAUGAAACUUGUUCAAGAAUUCGAUAAAGUCUAUGAGAAGGAUUAUAAAUACCCGUCAUUUGUCGUUUUUACUCGUAAUUGUUAUGUUGUAGGAGCUAUGGUUGAGAUCAAUGGUGUAUUUGUUGGUUGCGCCUGGUAA
Molecule: messenger RNA, 666 nt
Organism: Blumeria graminis f. sp. triticale
Lineage: Eukaryota; Fungi; Ascomycota; Leotiomycetes; Helotiales; Erysiphaceae
Source: the annotation of a GenBank genome assembly